AUGGCUGCUGGAGGGUCUGUCAAGGGGUCCUCCCCUCCCCCGCCCGCCGCUUCUUCGGUGCCCCUGGCUGCGCUCAAUAUGCGAGUGCGGCGCCGCCUGUCGCUGUUCCUGAACGUACAGUCACUAGUGGCGGCCGACUGGACCUCACUGGCGGAAGAGCUGGGCUUCGAGUACCUGGAGAUACGGCAGCUGGAGACAUACCCCAACCCCACCGGCCGCCUGUUGGACGACUGGCAGGGCCGCCCCGACGCCUCCGUGAGCCGUCUGCUCGAGCUGCUUGCCAAGCUUGGCCGCCAAGACGUCCUGGAAGACCUAGGGCCCAGCAUCGAGGAGGAUUGCCAGAAAUAUAUUCUGAAGCAGCAGCAGGAAGAGUCUGAGAAGCCCUUACAGGUGGCUGCUGUAGACAGCAGUGUUCCACGGACCCGGGAGUUGGCAGGCAUCACCACGCUUGAUGAUCCCCUGGGGCAAAUGCCCGAGUGCUUCGAUGCCUUCAUCUGCUACUGCCCCAGCGACAUCCAGUUUGUGCAUGAGAUGAUCCGGCAGCUGGAGCAGACGAACCAUCGGCUGAAGUUGUGCGUGUCUGACCGCGAUGUCCUGCCUGGCACUUGUGUCUGGUCCAUUGCCAGCGAGCUCAUCGAGAAGAGGUUGGCCAAGGGCAAGUGUCGUCGAAUGGUGGUGGUUGUUUCUGAUGAUUACCUGCAGAGCAAGGAAUGUGACUUUCAGACCAAGUUUGCACUCAGCCUCUGUCCAGGUGCCCAUCAGAAACGGUUGAUCCCUAUCAAAUACAAGGUGAUGAAGAAGGAGUUUCCCAGCAUCCUGCGAUUCAUUACUGUGUGUGACUAUACCAAUCCCUGCACCAAGUCCUGGUUCUGGAUCCGCCUUGCCAAAGCCCUGUCCCUGCCUUGA
Molecule: messenger RNA, 906 nt
Organism: Chrysochloris asiatica (Cape golden mole)
Lineage: Eukaryota; Metazoa; Chordata; Mammalia; Afrosoricida; Chrysochloridae
Gene: MYD88
Product: myeloid differentiation primary response 88
Exons: 5
Coding region: 1-906 (301 amino acids)
Biological process (GO): innate immune response; defense response to Gram-positive bacterium; Toll signaling pathway
Cellular component (GO): plasma membrane
Molecular function (GO): Toll-like receptor binding; TIR domain binding
Source: RefSeq, a predicted model, not a curated record